Fomitopsis serialis is the source of this 1197-nucleotide messenger RNA. RefSeq lists its product as uncharacterized. The record is from RefSeq and is a predicted model, not a curated record. The transcript has 3 exons. Lineage: Eukaryota; Fungi; Basidiomycota; Agaricomycetes; Polyporales; Fomitopsidaceae. Bases 1 to 1197 code for a protein of 398 amino acids.
AUGAUCGAACACCUGAAGAAGAGUCCCAACGCCGUCCGGGCGAGGGACGAGUCACUCCAGCUCGGCGUUGUCCUUACACACAUGCUCAACGGAUGCCUCUACCGCAACACCACAAAGACACCAUAUCCACAGCUAGAGGCUGACGUCGCCAUGCACCAGGCCGAGGAUCUCAUGUCUGAGCAUGACGUCGAUGUCUACGACGACGAACGAUACGACUGGUCGCCCGUGGGUGACAAGCAAGGCCUGUUCCUCCUGGGCAUAUUGCGCCGUGUGCUCGACGGCGACAUGUUGGCGCUCGCAUACAAGGCCGAGGACAUGCCCACCCUCCGUGGUUUGUUCGGCCAGACGGGGAUCCGGGUAGUCCCAUCCAAACGGAAUCCGUACCGAGUCCCCAAUCGCCAAACGCAGACGAGCUCGACGAUCAAUCACCGCACCGAACCCGUGCCUGAGCGCAAUCUCGGACUGGCGGACCGGGCAUCCGGAUCGACAUCGCAGAGCCGAGAAGGGAGGCCAUCGAUCGCGAGGAGAACGAGGACGAGCGCCUCCGUUAAACGCGGAUCAACGGGUGUCCCGUUGUGGGAGCAAUUCAAGUGUGAUCUCCUGCAGAAGGCCCCGUCUCCGAAGGGAAGACAGCAUCGAUCGUUCCUGACGGUCACAGCGAUCGAGAAGGUGAACGCACCCGACAGGCUGUUCAAGUCGCCGGUUUUGCCGUUCACGCAGUGCCGCGUCAAUCACGUGGACGGAACAUUCUGGACGGGCAUAAUGUUCGACCGGUAUUUCCCGCCGACACACACCACCAUCAACCAUUCGCUGCAGAACUACGUGCAGUGUGGACAUCCCCGCGCUCCGCGCGCGCUGCUGGGGCUGUUCAACCAAAUGCUCUGGCUGCCGCAGCCUGAGAAUGACCGGAUCUGGAAUACGCGUCAGGCCGGCGCCUCAUCGGCAAAAGCCGUGCCCACCGGGAGCCGAGGCCCGGCUCCCAUUCUAGCCGUAAAUCCGUUAGUCUACAAGGGCGAGCGCUGGGUGAUCCGGAGUGUGCGUCCGGAGGAGAUGAACCCCGAGGAGGAAGGCCGGCAAUCACCUGUGUAUGACGUGCCUUUCGAGAUGUCAUCAGACGAAGAACAAGCGGACAGGGAGCAGGCGGCGAGGGAUGAGAGGAUUAGGCGUCGCGAGGAAGAGGAGGAGUCGUCGGAAUGA